Messenger RNA from Bathycoccus prasinos, 1023 nucleotides. RefSeq names its product 50S ribosomal protein L1. NCBI's taxonomy places the organism in Eukaryota, Viridiplantae, Chlorophyta, Mamiellophyceae, Mamiellales, Bathycoccaceae. The record is from RefSeq and is a predicted model, not a curated record. The coding region runs from base 1 to 1023 and encodes 340 amino acids. The transcript has a single exon.
AUGGCCCCGUUGUUGCAAAAACCAUCAUCAUCGCUCGAACGAGGCAAGCAUCUCUUCCUCCUCUUCCUCUCGACGAGAGCGAGGACUUCGAACGCGAGCAGCAAUACCACCACGUUCAGAGCAGCGUUUUCGUCGUCUCUGUUUUCAACAGCGGCGACAGAAAAAGCGCAAAACGAAGAAGGCGGUGGUGGUGAAAAGGAGGACGUGUUUCACCUCCUCGCGGGGAAACUGCCGCAGCCGAUGUACCGAGCGACGGUGGUAAACGACGACGGAACGACGACGCCGAUCUCGGACGUGCGCUCUGCCGUUCAGUGGGCGAAAGAAGCUAUGGGAGGAAAGAAGAAGUUCGACCAGACGGUGGAGAUGUCCAUUCGGUUAGGGGUGAAUCCGAAACGGUCGGACAUGAUUGUUCGAGGGACGUGCAACUUACCGAACGGGACGGGGAAAAAAUUUUACGUGUUGGCGUUCGCGGAGAACGAGGAGGAUCGGGAGAUGGCGAGACAGGCCGGGGCAGACGCGGUUGGAGGUGAAGAGUUGAUUGAACAAAUUAAGAGCGGGAAGUUUGAGGAUUUGAAUAAAGUGAACGUGUGCGUGGCGACGCCGGGGAUCGUGCCGAAACUGAAAAGUUCCGGCUUGGCGAGGACGCUCGGGCCGAAAGGGUUGAUGCCGAAUCCGAAAGUUGGAACGUUAACCGCGGAGGUUGGGAAGGCGGUGAGAGAUGCGAAGAGUGGAGGGAGAGUGGAGUACAGAGCGGAGAAGAAUUCGAUCGUGCACGCUGGGAUUGGGAAGACGAGUUUUGAGGAGGACGCCAUCGUAGAAAACGCGUCGUGUUUGAUGGCGAGCGUUUUGCAAAACAGACCGAAAGGGAAAGGCGCGCCAGCGAUAUCGAAUUAUAUUAAGAGGGUAUAUUUGAGCACGACAAUGAGUGAAGGGAGUCGAAGAAUAGACCCGAAAGAGUUGAUGAAAUUAGCGGAGGAGUAUAAUCAGAGGAAUACAUCGAUGUCGUCGUCGCCGGGGGCGUAG